UAGUAAAUUCCGAACAAAGAUUAAUAACCGUCGCCAAGCAAAGAGGAGAAGCCGUCACGCCGCCGUAGCUUCUAGCUAUGUCAGAUUCCGGUGGUGGAGCGGAGGCUCGCGCCCGUUCCAAACAGUAUGAGUAUGGAGCCAACUCCAGUCUUAUCCUCACUUCCGAGUCUCGCCACCCUCGUGACGCCCAGGAGCCCUCCGGCGAGCCCGAGUCCCUUCGAGGCAAAAUAGAUCCCAGAACCUUUGGUGAUCGUGUCUUCCGGGAUGAAGAGUCGAAGAAGAAGGAGCGAGAAUCGCUAGCUUCUGAAGCGAAUUCCGGGAGGGAGAGUAAGAAGAGGAGGAUUGUUCACGAGGAAAGUGUUUUUACUUUGAUUGACGAGGGUGUUUAUCAACCUAAAAGUAGAGAAACCAGGGCGGCCUAUGAGGCCAUGCUCAGUUUUAUUCAGCAACAGUUAGGUGGGCAGCCUGUUAAUGUUGUUAGGGGCGCUGCAGAUGAGAUUUUAGCUGUUCUUAAGAAUGAUAAUCUCAAGAACCAUGAUAAGAAGAAGGAGAUGGAGAAGUUCUUGAGUAAUCCUAUCCCCAACCAAGUGUUUGAUCAUGUCGUGUCUAUCGGGCGGCUCAUUACUGAUUACCGAGAUGCUGCUGCGGGAGGGGAUGAUGGUCUUGAUGAUGAUGAUGUUGGAGUUGCGGUUGAAUUUGAGGAGAAUGAAGAAGUGGAUAAUGGAUGUGUGUAUGAUUUGGUGCAGGAGGAUGAAGAGGAGGAAGAUGAUGGAGUCUACGUGAAUAAUUGCACCAAUGGUGCUGGUGCAAUGUGGAUGGGUCGUGGGAUUGAUGAUGAUGAUGACGAGAUGCAGGAUGCUAGGGAUGAGGAGAUGGCCUUGAAUGUUAGGGACAUUGAUGCCUAUUGGCUUCAGAGGAAGAUUUCAGAGGCUUAUGGGGACCAGAUUGAUGCCCAGCAGAGCCAGAAGCUUGCUGAGGAGAUCCUCGAGAUUCUUACUGAAGGUAAUGACUGUGAUGUUGAACUUAAACUUUUGUUGCAUAUGCAGUUUGAUAAGUUCAGUCUCGUCAAGUUUAUGUUGCAGAACCGGCUGAAGAUAGUUUGGUGCACUCGUUUGGCAAGGGCUGAAGGCAAAGAGGAUAGGAAGAAAAUUGAGGUGGAGAUGGUAGCGCAGGGGCCAGAUCAUGCUGCAAUUCUGGAACAGUUGCACAGCAUCCGGUCCAGGGCUACUGCAAAAGAGAGGCAGAAGAACCUGAAGAAGAGCAUUAGAGAUGAAGCACUCCGAUUGAAGGAUAAGAAAGGACGAGGAGAUGGGCAACGUGAAAGAAUGGUGUUAGCCGAUAGAGAAGCUGAUGGUGGUUGGCUGUCAGGGGAACGUCAGUUAAUUGAUCUUGACAGCCUUGCUUUCCACCAGGGAGGUCUUUUUAUGGCAAAUAAGAGGUGUGAGCUUCCAGGAGGUUCUUUCAGGAAUCAAAAGAAGGGAUAUGAAGAAAUUCAUGUACCAGCCUUGAAGCCGAAGCCAUUAGCACCUGGUGAAGAACUAAUAAAGAUCUCUUCCAUGCCUGCCUGGGCGCAGCCGGCUUUCAAAGGAAUGGCGCAGUUAAACAGGGUUCAAAGUAAAGUUUAUGAAACUGCCCUUUUUAGUGCAGAUAAUAUUCUUUUAUGUGCUCCCACUGGUGCAGGGAAGACCAAUGUUGCUAUGCUCACCAUCCUUCAGCAGAUUGCUUUGAAUAGAAAUCAAGAUGGUUCUUUUAACCACAGCAAUUACAAAAUUGUCUAUGUUGCUCCAAUGAAGGCAUUAGUUGCUGAAGUGGUCGGUAACCUCUCCAAUCGUCUCCAGGAUUAUGAUGUCAAGGUGAAAGAGCUGAGCGGAGACCAGACACUGACGCGUCAACAGAUUGAAGAGACUCAGAUCAUUGUUACAACACCCGAGAAGUGGGAUAUAAUAACCAGGAAAUCAGGUGACCGCACCUACACCCAGCUUGUGAAACUGCUAAUCAUUGAUGAGAUACAUCUGUUGCAUGAUAACCGAGGUCCUGUACUGGAGAGUAUUGUUGCAAGAAGUGUUAGACAGAUUGAGACCACCAAAGAGCACAUAAGGUUGGUGGGCUUGUCAGCAACACUUCCAAACUAUGAAGAUAUAGCUUUGUUCUUGCGCGUUGAUGCUAAGAAAGGUCUCUUUCACUUUGACAAUAGCUAUAGACCCGUUUCUCUUGCGCAAGAGUAUGUAGGAAUCUCCGUAAAGAAGCCGCUGCAGAGAUUUCAGUUGAUGAAUGAUGUGUGCUAUGAGAAAGUAAUCAAUGUUGCAGGAAAGCAUCAGGUGCUUAUUUUCGUGCACUCCAGGAAAGACACUGCCAGGACAGCUCGUGCAAUACGUGAUGCUGCACUUGCUAAUGAUACUCUUGCUAAAUUCUUAAAAGAGGACAGUGCAAGCCGUGAAAUUCUUCAGAGUCACACGGAGCUUGUCAAGAGCAAUGAUCUCAAGGACUUACUACCUUAUGGUUUUGCAAUUCAUCAUGCUGGUAUGGUCAGAGCUGAUCGUCAAAUUGUCGAGGAUCUUUUUUCUGGUGGGCAUGCACAAGUGUUGGUUUCCACGGCUACUCUAGCGUGGGGUGUCAAUUUACCAGCUCAUACUGUGAUUAUCAAAGGUACCGAGAUAUACAAUCCUGAAAAGGGAGCGUGGACUGAACUAAGCCCCCUUGAUGUUAUGCAGAUGCUUGGCCGUGCCGGAAGGCCUCAAUUUGACACUUUUGGGGAAGGAAUUAUUAUAACCCGACAUAGCGAGCUACAGUAUUAUCUGUCUUUGAUGAAUCAGCAGCUUCCCAUUGAAAGCCAGUUUCUGUCGAAGUUAGCUGAUCAGUUGAAUGCAGAAAUUGUCCUUGGAAGCGUUCAGAAUGCUAAAGAAGCUUGCACUUGGCUCGCUUAUACUUAUCUUAAUCUUCGCAUGCUUCGGAAUCCUAGCCUUUAUGGUUUAGCUGCUGAUGAUGCCCUUGCUGUUGAUAAUAUGUUGGAAGAAAGGAGAGCUGAUCUGGUACAUUCAGCCGCAACACUAUUGCACAAGAAUAACCUAGUGAAAUAUGACAGGAAAAGUGGAUAUUUCCAGGUCACUGACUUGGGACGCAUUGCCAGCAAUUACUACAUAACUCAUGGAACAAUUUCUACAUACAAUGAGCACUUGAAGCCAACUAUGGGGGACAUUGAGCUUUGUCGUCUGUUUGGCCUUAGUGAAGAAUUUAGGUAUGUGACAGUGAGACAAGAUGAGAAGGUUGAAUUGGGAAAGCUUCUGGACCGUGUCCCUAUUCCUAUCAAAGAGAGUAUUGAGGAGCCUAGUGCCAAGAUUAAUGUUCUUCUUCAGGCAUACAUUUCGCAACUGAAGCUUGAAGGUCUCUCUUUGGCAUCUGAAAUGGUGUUUAUUACCCAGAGUGCUGGGCGUCUUAUGAGAGCAUUGUUUGAGAUUGUUCUAAAGAGAGGAUGGGCCAAAUUAACAGAGAAGGCAUUGAAGUGGUGCAAAAUGAUUGACAAGAGAAUGUGGAGUGUCCAGACACCACUCCGUCAAUUUCAUGGGAUUCCAAAUGAAAUUUUGAUGAAGUUGGAGAAGAAAGAUCUGGCUUGGGAAAGAUACUACGACCUCUCCUCACAGGAGAUAGGAGAACUCAUCCGUUUUCCUAAGAUGGGGAGAACUCUCCACAAGUUGAUUCAUCAAUUCCCAAAGCUUAACUUGGCGGCUCAUGUCCAACCAAUCACUCACUCAGUUUUGAAGGUUGAGCUCACCAUUACACCUGAUUUCCAAUGGGACGACAAAGUACAUGGAUUUGUGGAACCAUUUUGGGUAAUUGUGGAGGAUAAUGACGGGGAAAAUAUUCUCCAUCAUGAAUAUUUCUUGCUAAAGAAACAACAUAUCGAUGAGGAUCAUACUUUGGAUUUCACAGUCUCAACGCAUGAACCACUGCCUCCCCAGUACUUCAUUCGCGUUGUGUCAGAUCGAUGGCUUGGGUCACAGACUGUCUUACCUGUUUCUUUCCGGCACCUGAUUCUGCCAGAUAAAUAUCCUCCUCCCACAGAGUUAUUAGACUUGCAACCCUUGCCUGUGAGAGCUCUAAGAAAUCCAUCUUAUGAAGCUCUAUAUCAAGAGUUUGAGCACUUUAAUCCUGUCCAAACUCAGGUUUUCACUAUCCUGUACCACUCGGAUGACAAUGUCUUAGUAGCUGCACCCACUGGUAGUGGAAAGACAAUAUGUGCAGAAUUUGCCAUAUUGAGAAAUCACCAAAAAGGUUCUGAAAGUAUCCUGCGUGCUGUGUACAUUGCUCCUAUUGAGGCUCUUGCUAAGGAGCGGUAUAAUGACUGGAAAAGGAAGUUUGGAGAUGGGCUAGGGAUGAAAGUGGUUGAAUUAACUGGUGAGAUAGCGACAGAUAUCAAACUGCUUGAAAGAGGUCAUAUAAUUAUUAGCACUCCAGAGAAAUGGGAUGCUGUAUCUCGCCGUUGGAAACAGAGGAAGCAUGUUCAGCAAGUUAGUCUUUUCAUUGUUGAUGAACUCCAUCUGAUUGGGGGCCGGGGUGGGCCUAUUUUGGAGGUUAUAGUUUCUAGAAUGAGAUAUAUUGCAAGUCAGCUUGAGAACAAGAUCAGGAUUGUAGCUUUAUCAACUUCUCUUGCUAAUGCCAAAGAUUUGGGAGAAUGGAUUGGAGCGAACUCUCAUGGUCUUUUCAACUUUCCUCCCGGUGUGCGACCUGUACCCUUGGACAUACAUGUUCAGGGCAUUGAUGCUGCUAAUUUUGAAGCCAGGAUGCAGGCCAUGACAAAACUCACUUAUACUGCUAUUGUCAAACACGCCAAGAAAGGGAAACCUGCAAUUGUGUUUGUUCCUGCCAGGAAGCAUGCCCGCUUGACUGCUGUGGAUCUGAUGACUUAUGCAAGUGUGGACCCCGACAAAAUAAUGUUCCUUUUACAGUCUGCAGGAGAUUUGGAACCUUUCAUUGAUAGAAUUAAAGAACCUACAUUGAAAGAGACGCUUCGGUAUGGUGUGGGUUAUUUGCAGGAGGGCUUAACUGGUACUGAUCAAGAUAUAGUCAAGACUCUGUUUGAAACUGGAGGGAUUCAAGUGUGUGUUAUGAGUAGUUCAAUGUCUUGGGGAGUGGCCUUGUCUGCACAUCUAGUGGUGAUUAUGGGCACUCGACAUUAUGAUGGCAGAGAAAAUGCUCAUAGAGACUACCCUGUUACUGAUUUGCUGCAGAUGAUGGGUCAUGCCAACCGACCUCUUGUUGAUAACUUGGGGAAAUGUGUAAUCUUCUGUCAUGCGCCACGUAAGGAGUACUACAAGAAGUUCUUAUACGAAGCAUUCCCAGUUGAAAGCCAUUUGCAUCAUUAUCUGCAUGACAAUUUGAAUGCUGAGGUGGUUGUCAAGGCCAUACAAAACAAGCAGGACGCUGUGGAUUAUCUAACAUGGACAUUCAUGUAUAGGAGGCUCACCCAGAAUCCAAACUACUAUAAUUUGCAGGGUGUUAAUCACAGACAUUUAUCUGAUCACCUGUCAGAGCUUGUUGAAAACACAAUAAGUGAUCUUGAAGCAAGUAAAUGUGUUCUUGUUGAAGAUGAUUUCUUACUUUCACCUUUAAAUCUUGGCAGGAUAGCAUCGUACUACUAUGUGAGUUACAGCACAAUUGAACGUUUUAGUUCUUCUUUGAACUCCAAAACCAAAUUGAAGGGUUUACUGGAUAUCUUGGCUUCAGCUUCAGAGUAUGAACAACUUCCAGUUAGACCAGGUGAAGAAGAGCUGAUUAGGAGGUUGAUUAAUCACCAACGUUUCUCAUUUGAUAACUCAGAAUGUACUGAUCCUCAGGUCAAAGCUGAUGCUUUGCUGCAAGCUCACUUCUCUCGGCAACUUUUAGGUGGAAAUUUGGCAUCUGACCAGCAAGAGGUGCUUAUAUUUGCUCCAAGGUUGCUCCAAGCCAUGGUUGAUGUUAUUUCCAGCAAUGGUUGGCUUACUCUUGCCCUUCUCGCGAUGGAAGUGAGUCAGAUGGUAACUCAGGGCAUGUGGGAGCGCGAUUCCGUGCUCCUGCAACUCCCACAUUUUACUAAGGAAUUGGCACAAAAGUGCCAAGAGAACCCUGGAAAGAGUAUAGAGACAGUUUUUGAUUUGGUGGAGAUGGAGGACGAUGAAAGGCGCGAGCUUUUGCAAAUGUCCGAGUCGCAGUUGUUGGAUAUUGCACGAUUCUGUAACCGUUUCCCUAACAUUGAUUUAGCAUAUGAUGUUCCUGACAGGGAUAAUGUGAGGGCUGGAGAAAACAUUAAGGUGCAUGUAACUCUGGAAAGAGAUCUUGAGGGGAGAUCAGAAAUUGGACCUGUUGAUGCUCCUAGAUAUCCCCAAGUUAAGGAAGAAGGAUGGUGGCUUGUGGUUGGUGACCCUAAAACUGACCAAUUGCUUGCCAUUAAGACGGUUACCUUUCAGAGGAAGUCCACAGUCAGACUCGAUUUUGAUGCUCCUGCUGAAGCUGGAAGAAGGAAUUACAUGCUAUAUUUCAUGAGUGACUCCUAUUUGGGAUGUGACCAGGAAUAUAGUUUUAUCAUUGAUGUGAAAGAGGCAGCAACUCAAGAAGAUAGCGGAAGAGAAUGACCAUCUGAUCUUGUAUUGACAUGUAGUAUGAUUUGCUAAAUUGUAAGUCAGAUCGUUUUUCCAUUCAUUUUGCUCAAUCUUUACAUUUUGUUGACUUUGAAUUGCUUGGGAAAUAAAUGCUGAUUUUGAACUA
This is a messenger RNA of Coffea arabica (coffee), 6738 nucleotides long. Its product is annotated as DExH-box ATP-dependent RNA helicase DExH12-like. NCBI's taxonomy places the organism in Eukaryota, Viridiplantae, Streptophyta, Magnoliopsida, Gentianales, Rubiaceae. Gene Ontology annotation, cellular component: nucleus. The record is from RefSeq and is a predicted model, not a curated record. Gene Ontology annotation, molecular function: ATP hydrolysis activity; ATP binding; nucleic acid binding.